Messenger RNA from Rangifer tarandus platyrhynchus (Svalbard reindeer), 468 nucleotides. NCBI's taxonomy places the organism in Eukaryota, Metazoa, Chordata, Mammalia, Artiodactyla, Cervidae. The record is from the annotation of a GenBank genome assembly.
AUGCCCGCUCAGCGCAGGGAAGCCCGAUGGAGGCCGGCCGGGGCCAGUUCCCCCGCGGGUCCGUCACUGACUAGCCGGUGCAGAGUCAUCGUGCCCACGGCUCCUCACCGGCCGCUGCAGGCCGGGAGCCGCUCUGCCGCGACGCUUACGGCUCCGGCCUGCAGGGAGAGCGGCCAAGCUUCCGAGAGUGCGCAGGGGGUAAAGGCUCACCGGAGGGAAGACGCUGAAGCGUGGAGACCGACACCGAGCACCUUUCUCCGCGGGAAAGACACUCCGACAGUGCCCAAGUAUCCGAGGCUAAUAUGGCCCCCGCGCGUGCGCAGAACCGCCGGGGGCGGGGCAGCCGAGGACGCGGACGUUCUUCUGGGGGGGCGGAGCGAGAGUCGAUCGCCCUCGUGUGCGCUGGGGGAUUGGGCUAAGGCCUCAGACAUCGUGGAGCAGAGACAAGCUGUCCUAGUGCCUGUCUGA